Messenger RNA from Mya arenaria, 5842 nucleotides. RefSeq names its product mitochondrial outer membrane protein SLC25A46-like. The transcript has 9 exons. The record is from RefSeq and is a predicted model, not a curated record. Gene Ontology annotation, biological process: mitochondrial membrane fission; mitochondrial fission. Gene Ontology annotation, cellular component: mitochondrial outer membrane. The coding region runs from base 52 to 1182 and encodes 376 amino acids. Lineage: Eukaryota; Metazoa; Mollusca; Bivalvia; Myida; Myidae.
GUUUGACCUUAGAGUUACCUCCCUUUUCGAUGGACUGGAAACAUUGGGGAAAUGAGUGAAAAGUUUGAAACAUUCGACAGUCCUAGGCGAAAGCCGCAAGCAAGUGGCAGCGACAGCCUGCUGUAUUCCGGGAGCCAUCAACAUGUUCCGUAUCAGAGACCACCCGAGCCGAAACAGGCCGAUCAAUUUCCGAAAGCUGCUGGGGCUGUCAUUGGACAUGCAAGUGUUUGGAUUUUCGAAACCAUGGCACACCCCUUCAUUGUCUUCAGGAGAUCAUGUCAGAUCAGUCCAGGAUCUACAUACCAUUUGACACCUUUCACUGUUCCAACAGUUGGCUUUCAGCUUAGCAGAAAUAAGCCCCCAGCAUGGGUGUACAAGGGCUUCAUCAGUUCUCUACUGACCCGGGGCAUCAACAUGUUGACAGAAAAUGUCCUCAAUGAGGUUACAAACUGGCCAUUGGCAGUGUCUGUUUAUAGUUCACUGAAGAAACAGUGUUUCCAUUUGCUGCUAAAGUGGACUGGGUAUCUGUUGUGUGCUCCACUGUAUAUCACGAGCUAUGUUGAAACAGUUCAGAGUUUCGGGGCGAACGACUCGCCAUCCCUAUUUGAGUUUCUCACAGAGGGUUGCAGUCGCCUGUUUGGGCGCACAUACCAGCACACAUGGAUGGUCCCAAUGUGGACGCUGCUCGUCCCCACGGCAACGUUUCGAUUGUGUCACUAUGGAGUACAGCAGGUUACAUCGCACCUUGUUUUGAGAUACCUGACUGAGGAGAAACAGGCAACAGAGAUGCAGGACGAUUCAUCCGUGGAUUAUGUAAAGCAAACGCAUCAUGAGCAGAUAUAUCCCGGACUGGUUGCAAAUUUUGUUAGCUUUCUUGUGGCAGACAUAGUCAUGUUUCCGUGUGAAACAGUAUUGCACAGACUCUAUAUCCAAGGCACGAGAGUUCUUACAGACAAUAUGGACCAUGGUCGUGAAGUUUUAGGUGUUCAUUUUCGAUAUAACGGGAUCUUUGACUGCUUUUGGCAGAUUCUACGCGACGAGGGAAUGAAUGCGUUCUUUCGAGGAUUUGGAGCGCUGAUGUUGCAAUAUUCUUGUCAUUUUAUCGGAUUAAGACUUAUAAGUUAUGCGUUAGAAAGUGUAUCUGUUGGAAUGAAGAGAAAUGUGGCGGCAAGAAAGCGAUGAAAUGAUGAAAGUACAAGAAAAGGGGUUUUGAAGUUGUAGAUAAACAAAGAACGUUUACUUUUGAUCAUCAAUAGUUUAAGGUGAUAAGUAAACAGAGACUGUGUUUAUUUGUCAUUUGAGAUGGAAUUAUUAUGAUGUUAAGCGGAGACUUUCUCAGACAUAGGCCAUGAUUAAAAACAGUCUCAAGUCCAAGUCUAGAUUCAGAAACACAUUUAUUAAAGUUGCACUCUUACUCCCAAAUAAGAUUUACCACAAUUCAUAAUAUUGUUUAAAUAUUCCAUAAGGGAUGGAUAAAUGUCAAAAACAAUGGUUCUGAUGAAGGAUACCGAGUUCAAUUGGAAACAAAUGAGCAUAAAACACAUUAUUUCUACCUUAUGACACUAAAGUAGAUCACAGUAAAUCUUUUAGCAUUCACCAAUCAUUUAAUAGUUUUGCGCUUAAAUACACAGUUACAAUCUUGUUAUCAGUAAUUAAUAGUUUCCAUAAGUGCAUUACUUAGUAAGUAGUUAAAGGUUUGUCAGUCAAAAUUAAUAUUUGUAAUACAUGUGAAUGUAUUGAUUUUGAAUAAGAGUGUCACUUUAAAUUACAAAGAAUCAUCUUUAUUCCAUUUGUUAAAACAAAAAUAAAUGUGAAUAAUUGUACAAUUUCGUAUAAUGAUUACUUUCAGCAAAUUUCAUCAUGAAAACUCAGCUAGAAAAAAAGUUACAAUGAAAUGAAGAUUUGCAGUUUUGCUAUUUGAGUCUGAACUCAUGUAUGAGACUUUUUUAAAUUAUGGCUCAUGGUGGGUUGGAGGUUGUUUGCCAUAAGUGGCCAGAAUAAUCCAUUUGAUUCUACAAUCAUGUGCUAUUAUUUAUUGACAAAUAUAAUCCCUUUAACGUUAAUUGCACCAGUGCCAUGGUAAUUCAUCUUCCUACAAGCUGUUUAUACUUUUCAGUUGGAACCUGUUGACUCAAUAUCCCUGGAACCAUAAAAAUACUUUGAGCCUCGCGAAAAUUGAGCCAAGCAGGAAUGCUUACAAAAAAGUUAAUAAAAAAAGGUCCUUGACAUCCAGUAAAUCUAGCCAAGUGAUAUCGUGUCAAUGGGUUUCGACUGUAUAAUUGAACCAAAUGAUCACAUUCAUUGUGUUGAAAUGACCCUUGUUAAGAUCCAAAUAAUCGUAUGCAAAUACUUUCUUCAUUGUAAGAAAAUUGAUUUAUUUCAUGAUUUCCGGUGUGUUUUUAGCUCGACUAUUCGAAGAAUAAGGAGAGCUAUACUACUCACCCUGGCAACGGCUUUGGCGUCACACCUUGGUUAAGGUUUUGCAUGUAAGAACCUUUAAGUCAUUAUCUCAGGGAAUACAUCAGUUAUUGCAUUGAAACUUUGGAUAUGUAUUCCCAACUAUCUUACAUACUAAAUAAAUGAAGUUAGAUAACAAUUAUUUGAAAAUAAUGCAAAUAAUAGGUCUUUAUUAUUCGACUUCUUGUCAAAUUCUUGUUAAGGUUUUGCAUGUAAGCACACAUAGGUUAAUAUCUCAGCAACUACUUGAGGUAUUGCAUUGAUACUUGAUACAAUGGUACUAAACCAUCCAACCUACUAAAUUAACCAAGUUAGAUAACUCUAGUUUGCAUUUAAUGCAAAUAAUUUCCCUUUAUUAUUCGACUUAGAAAUUCUGGUUAAGGUUUUGCGUGUAAGCACACAUAGGUUAAUAUCUCAGCAACUACUUGAGGUAUUGAAUUGAGACUUUAUACAAUGGUAGUCAACCAUCCAACCUACUUAAUUAAUCAAGUUAGAUAACUCUAGUUUGCAUUUAAUGCAAAAUAAUUUCCCUUUCUUAUUCGACUUAGAAAUUCUGGUUAAGGUUUUGCAUGUAACCACAUUUAAGUUAAUAUCUCAGCAAAUAUAUCAUGUAUUGCAUUGAAACAUUAGAUAUGUAUUCCCAGAUAACACUUUUUUUGAAUAUAAUGCAAAUUAUGGGCCUUUAUUAUUUGACUGAGAAAUUCUGGUUAAGGUUUGCAUGUAAGCACACAUAGGUUAAUAUCUCAGCAAUUACUUGAUGGAUUGCAUUGAGACUUGAUACAAUGGUACUCAACCAUCUACUUAAAUAACCAAGGAAGAUAACUCCAGUUUGCAUCAAAUUAAAAUAAUGGCCCCUUUUUUAUUCGACAUAGAAAUUCUGGUUAAGGUUUUGCAUGUAACCACUUUUAAGUCAAUACCUCAGCGAAUACAUCAUGUAUUGCAUUGAAACUUUACACACAGGCUCCCAUCUAUUUAACCUUCUUAUUUAAUCAAGUAAGAUAACUCUAUCUUUUAUAAUAUAUAAUUUUUGCCCCUUUAUUAUGCGACUUAGAAUUUCUGGUUAAGGUCUUGCAUGUUAGCACACAUAGGAUAAUAUCUCAGCAACUAUUUGAUGUAUUGCAUUGAGACUUUAUACAAUGGUAUUCAACCACCCAACUUAAUUGAAUAACCAAGUUAGAUAGCUGUAUUUUUCAAAUAAUGGCCCUUUAUUAUUAGACUUAGAAAUUCUCGUUAAUAUUUUGCAUGGAACUACAUUUAUGUUUAUAUCUCAGCACACCAUGUAUUGCAUUGAAAUCUAAUCUAACAGUGAUCAAUGCAUGUUUCGCCAAAACUUUUCAAUCCUUACAUUGAAAAGUGGCGGAAUAGUCGAGCGUGCUGUCUCUGUGACAGCUCUUGUUUAUAUAUAACAGUGGAUUAUAUCUGGAUAAGCUCAUCAUUUGAAACAGUGAGUUUAUUGAAAAAUAAUUUCACUGUUUUCAAAGAUUUUACCAGAUUCAUUGUAAAAAUAGUAACAUAAACGCAUACAAUGCCGGGAAAAAUAUGCAAUGACGUCAUUUGCUUGCAUUUUCCGGUAUGACAUCAUUUGGUUGAAAAAAUUUGCACAGUUUUCCUAUUACAUAUAAAUAUCGUUGUUGAUUAUAAGCAUGAAAUAAAUGGAAGAUUUAACUAUAAGCAUGAAAUAAAUUGAAAAAUUGUUUGUUGCUGUGUAAGAUUGCAAUAUAUAUCACUUUGUGAACACCAAAAGUACAUAUUUCCCAUGAGGCAAAGCAACUUGUAUAUUAUAUUGCUUUUGGUGCUAAUUUGGUGAAAUAUAUUGCAUAUCUUAAACAGAAAUAAAUUAUUAUCCUCUAUGUGUUUCAUUUGUAAGGAUGGCUCUUUUAAGUUUAGUAACAACACAAAUGAAUUUUAAUUGCCAGACAUGUAUUUUUGGCUUAUUUGGGAUAUUUUGCAGUGGACCUUACACUGCAUAUUUGGAUGUGCUACGCCUUAACAAUUAAAUAUUGUGAGUGCAUUGUCAUGUAUUUAGUGUUGUCACAUUUGGAGACGAAUAAAAUUCGUUGUUGACAAAAUCCCCCAUCCCCCACCCACCAAAUUUACAUUGAAAUACAAAAUCCUCACUGUUCCUGACAUUUUACUAAAUAUGUUGCUUAAUUUGUGUAAUAUUACACUUGAUUACAUUUUACAACAGUUUUACUCCCAAACAAUAUAAAAGAUGGUUUAAAUCAAUGGAGGGGAGGGAAUUUUUCCAUCUUGGCAAAAUAUGGUGGGGUGUGGGGAUGGGAAUGUGGAGAUAGUUUCAAGUUAGUGGUCCCCACUUACUCUGCCUAUUCAUUCAAUAAUGUGGUGAAACAAAUCUUUUUAUAUCAGCCUGGCAGCUGCUUAGAGGCUGCAGUCCAUGGCAUACUAAGCAGAUGUGGGGGUAGCGGCCCCCAUAAUGUCAUGAUGAAGUGUUUUUACACUCCAAGCCCCAAUUUCUCGAAACUUCUUCAGUCAGUUAUAACAGGAUUAAACUAAGCACUAUUUUUGUUUUUAUAUAAUUGCGUAAUAUUAAGAGUAAUUUGCGCAAUAAUUUUCAUUUUCCAAAUCAAAUUUAAGUAUGUAUUAAGACUAAUUGAAAUAAGCCUAAACAGUUUUGAGAAAUUGGGGCCAGGGUAACGCUAAACUGGAUUUUGUACUUCACUUGUCACAUUAUAUCUCGAAGAGAAUGAGACUUGUUCUCUGGUACUUGUUGAACAAGAUUCUGGAAACAUGUUUUAAGGUUUAUGUAGAAGUGUUUUUUUUAACUGCACUCUCACAGAUUGACCGUAUUGACAACCUUUUUUUAUUAUUUUCUGUGGAAAUGAGCCAAUUUUUGUGUAUGGCAUUUUUUCAUAUUUACGUUUGAAAAUUGAUGUUUUAUAAUUAAAAAUGUUAUUAUUGCUUUUUAAAAUGAGUUUUUUGGCAGUUUUCCAAGCAAUUUAGAUCUGUUCUUAACAGUAUUAUAUGACUGAAUUGAAGGCAUCGAUGCCAAAAUCAGCUGAUUCUGAGACAAAAAAAAGUCCAAACUGUCAAUCUGUGUGAGUGCAGCUUUAAGGAUAUAUUAUUUGCGAUGCAUAUUAAGUCAUUGGUGCAUAUUUAAGUAUUUUUGUUGUCCAUUGCAGUACCUCAUUUCAUGAAAUUCCUGCUUCAUAUGAUUGUAUUAAUGAUUUGUCUUUAUUUAAUUACCAACCAAAUUUGAGUACAAUGAAAUAAUGAAAUUGUUGUUAAUUUGAUUUUUAAGUUUUUGUGAUAGAAGUGCUUUAUGAAUUAAUUGUGUUUGUUUCUAUUUACAUAUACUGCAAGCAUUCUGUUGUUGAUUAUUUUAAUGAACUUUGUAACUUACUUGUAAAGUAAAUUUAAAACCAUG